Aplysia californica (California sea hare) is the source of this 2876-nucleotide messenger RNA. Its product is annotated as ankyrin repeat and SOCS box protein 12. Gene Ontology annotation, biological process: intracellular signal transduction. NCBI's taxonomy places the organism in Eukaryota, Metazoa, Mollusca, Gastropoda, Aplysiida, Aplysiidae. Gene Ontology annotation, cellular component: cytoplasm. The transcript has 6 exons. The coding region runs from base 166 to 1350 and encodes 394 amino acids. Gene Ontology annotation, molecular function: protein binding. The record is from RefSeq and is a predicted model, not a curated record.
UUCAUUUUCCGACUGCUGCUGUCUGUUAUUGAUUUAUUUACCACUAACCACAACCCUGACUGCGAGACAAGGAAGGAGGCAAAAACCUGCAAGGAAAUUGAGCUUGCUAAAUAUGCUGAUCGGGAAGAUGAGGAAAGGUAGCUGCGACUGACAUCAGGACUUGUAAUGGACUUUGAGGACAUGAGGAGACCAGGUCUGUUUACGGGACCUGUGUCAAGUCAAGGUCCACUGGCCACGCCCCCUCCACCCCCUCCACCGCCCCCUCUUCCACCUCGCUCAUCAACAACAGUUACAAAUGUUCCAACUGCUGUGCAGUUUUUGUCCGAUCUUUCGUCGUACACAAUCCCGGAGACAGAGGCGGAGAACACGUGCCAGGACCUGGACAAUACAUCGCCCAAUGCUUGUUCGCUCUCCAAUAACUCUCAUCACUGCCCUCAGCCUUCGCCCAAAGAUGUGGCAGAAGUGAUAUCUCGGCAGUUUAGGAAUUGUCUGCCACAGGCUCAUGGGGAGUCUGAUCUACACCGGGCAGCAUUUGAAGGGGAUGCUGUUCGGUUGCAGUUGCUGCUGGAUCAGAUCGCUGGCGAGUCAUACAAAUUUGACAUCAUUAAUCAGAGGAAUCGUCUCGGAUGUACACCAAUAAGACUUGCAGCGACAGGUGGCCACUUGGAGUGCCUUACGUGUCUUGUUGAUGUGGGUGCCAGAAUCGACAUCGUGGAUGUAAAGUGUCAGACCCCGUUAUUUGUGGCCGUGAAGAAUCGUCGACUAGAGUGCUCGCGGAAACUUCUCCAGUCUGGUGCCUGUCCGGACGGAGACCCGGGGAACUCGUCCACACCUCUCUACGUGGCAUUUAUGAACGGAGACGUGAGAUACGUCCUGCUCCUGCUGGAGUACGGGGCGUACCCGGACAAGCUGCGGCACAUCUCUCGUCUCACGGGCAACGUGUUCAACCCACGGUUCACCUCCCUGGACGCAGCCGUGGAGUACUUGAUGGGAGAGGAGGAGAUUUACCUGGCCGUGAAGGCUCUGCUGGUCUGUGGAUGCAAGUCUGAUAAUUUCCAGUACCACAUGUGCGUGUACCACAACAGGGAGAGGCUCAUCGACGUGCUGCACCAGUUUGGAGUCCGCUCGGACGGUCGCGACAUAAAUAACCGGCUGGCCACGGAGCUCAACGUACACAACGCAGCCAUCCGGAGACUGGCCUACUUACGAGAAAAUCCCCGAAGUCUGCUUUCCGCCUGCAGAAUUGCCAUAGUUUCCUGCCAGAGUAGACCUAGGAGAAAUUUGGAUCGUUUGGAUGGUCUCCCUCUUCCCUCAGCCCUCAUAUCUUACCUCAAGUUUUCCGACGUUUAGGGUGCUGUUCCCCGCAGAGUGUGGGCGGUUUCUUCACAGGCUUGAAUGAAUCAUGAAUGUGACUGAUCAGUGAGUUAGGUUAUCGUCUGACGUUGACGGACUAACUACUGUGACCAGUGAGUUUGGUUAUGGUCAGACGUUGACUGAUAAACUACUGUGACCAGUGAGUUUGGUUAUUGUCAGACGUUGACUGAUAAACUACUGUGACCAGUGAGUUAGGUUAUCGUCUGACGUUGACAGACAAACUACUGUGACCAGUGAGUUUGGUUAUUGUCAAACGUUGACGGACAAAUGACUGAUCACUGAGUUUGGUUAUCGUCAGACGUUGACAGACUAACUACUGUGACCAGUGAGUUUGGUUAUCCUCAGACGUUGACGGACAAACAUUUGUGACCAGUGAGUUUGGUUAUCGUCAGACGUGGAUGGACAAAUUUUGUGAUCAGUGAGUUAUUUUGUUACAUCGACAGUACACCAUGUGUUCAUUUAUUGUAAAACCCUUAUUUGUUAACGCUUUGACGAGUGGUGAAGGAUGGGACACUUGUGACUUGAGACUAAGAUUUGACACAUGUAGCGUGCUAAGUUGACGCGACACAUGGAAUGUGUUGUUCUUCUUUGACAAAGUACAUGGAGCGUUUUAUUUUAACACAUACACCUUGACUUGACCCUCAUGAUGUGUAACUUUUGGCCCGACUCCUGAAGCAUGUUGCUUUGACUUGACACAUCUGUUGUCUUGCAAUGAGUUCACACAUUGAAUAGAAGUACGACUUGUUACUGCAAUUUGACAUAAAAGGGAGGGGGGUGGGGGGUUGUUUUUGAAAAAAAUUUUUGACUUGACACCUUUGACAAAUAACUUUGGCUGCUGUCUACAAUGCAAUCCCAAAGGGCAAUGCUCCUCCACAAAUGGAUGAUCCUGUGUGAUGAGUUGAACGACUUAUAGGGUCGCAGAGAGUGGUGGUGGUAGAGUCUAGCAAUUAUCUCUGUGCUGGUAUGUGUGUGUGUGUGUGUGGGGCCCAUGUCUUUUGCUCAAAGUAGCUUAGGAACCUGUACUGUCUGUAUUGCACUUUGUCCGGGCUGUAAAACAUGAACUUCUGCUACUUUCUCUUUUCCUCUCACAGCUGUGUUUGGAAUAUGAUUGUUUGAUGAGUGUAUUCUGCACAUAUCCGUGGUGUCGGUGGCCUAGUAGUCAGGCUGCUGGACUCGUAAUCGUGAGGUCAGAGACAGCGAAAGAUCUUGUCAGUUUGUUAGUGUUUUAGCGCAAAUAAAUGGCCGCUUGCACUGAUGACGGACUCCAGUUUCAAAGCACCAGAGAAAGAUGUGUCACAACACAAUGGAAUCAGGCGCUUGUCAAUGUUUUGGCGUAGAGAAUUAUUGGUAUAAUCUUAAAGCUUGUUCACUUGCCUUUGGGUAAAAAAAUUAUAAGUAUUUUGAAUAAAAAUAGCCAAAUAAGUUGGUGCCUUCCAAAGUUUCAGUAAAAUCCACAUUGCAAUAUGUUUUUGAAUGGACAUAAAAAGAGUUGAAAUUUUUUU